Molecule: messenger RNA, 5487 nt
Organism: Musca vetustissima
Lineage: Eukaryota; Metazoa; Arthropoda; Insecta; Diptera; Muscidae
Product: polyhomeotic-proximal chromatin protein-like
Exons: 8
Coding region: 1-5487 (1828 amino acids)
Cellular component (GO): nucleus
Molecular function (GO): protein binding; zinc ion binding
Source: RefSeq, a predicted model, not a curated record
AUGAAGUUAGAUGACCACGCCUCGGAUUUGUCCCAGUUGUCUUGGUGGCUAAAGGACAAGUUAUUAUGUCUUAUUGUCUUUGUACAUAUAACUACGGCAACAAGAGAAAGUGAAAAUUCAAUCGCGACAUCAAAUACCACAUAUUUGCCAACACAACCCCUUAAGGAUAAUUCCAAUAUCAGAAUAAUUAAAGUCAAUGCCGAGCAAGCACACUUAGUGGAACAAACAAAACAACAGCAACAACAACAAUUGCAGCAUCAACUUCAACAGCAGCAGCAACAACAACAACACUCAGCAUCAUCCAUAUCAUCCCCUAGUAGUAACACUACAAACAACCACAACGGUUCUACCACAAACCACUUGACAAACACAAAAGUCGUUGGGAAUACAGCAGCGUCAUCGACCUCUUCAUCGUCAACCCCAAAUACCCCCAAGGCGAAUAACAAUAACGGCGAACGCCCUCUCAAGUGUUUAGAGACUUUGGCACAAAAGGCCGGCAUAACAUUUGACGAAAAAUACGAUUUUGCCACGCCAACAACAAAUACCACGCCCCCACCACCACCACAACAGCAGCAACAACACCAACUGCAAUCCCAACACCAACAACAACAAAUACACUUGGCCAAUUUACGGGCAUCCUCUGCUGCCUGCACUUCAGCCACAAACACCCACACCUAUACCUCCAUUUCAAUUGUUGGCAGCGGCGGCGGCGGUACUGCCAAUAACAAAAGCUUCAAACUGGAGAAAUCACAGAGUCCAGCCCAACAAGUGGCACCCAAUACGGUGCCACUACAAAUCUCACCCGAACAAUUGCAACACCUACAACAGCUACAUCAACUGCAACAUGGUUCACCCUUUGCAGCCAUCCAAGUCAAACAGGAAUUCCCCACACAGCAGCAUACUCUGUCCACGGCCGGUGGAACUACAACGGAACUUAAACACACCGGUAUGUUGGAUGCGGCCACACAGGGUCAAUUACAACAGAUGCAAAUGCAAUUAGCUGCAGCAGCGGCCGCUGAUGCCAAUGGCGGAGCUGGACCCAACAGUCCGGCCAACCAGCAGGGUGUUAACAAUGGUUUACAGCCACAGCAUUCGACCACCAUAAGCACCAUGUCACCCAUGCAAUUGGCCACAACAACAGGUCAAGUGGCCACAGCGAGUGAUUGGACCCAGGGACGGACGGUACAAUUUAUGCAACCAUCCACCGGAUUUAUUUAUCCCCACAUGGUGUUGCCGGGUAAUCUGAUACAAUCAGGUUUGGGCCAACAGCCAAUACAAGUCAUUACAGCCGGCAAGCCCUUCCAAGGUGGACCCACACAAAUGAUUGCCACCACACAAAAUGCCAAGCAAAUGUCUAUUGGGGGCAAUGCUGGGUUUCCCAGUGGCACCACCUAUGCCAUUCCAUCCAGUCAAUCACAGCAGACGUUGUUGUUUUCUCCCGUUAAUGUCAUCUCCCAGUCUCCGCAGCAGCAAAAUAUUCUGCAAGCUAUGACCCAGGCUGCAGCAAAUGCCCAACAGGCCCAGCAACAACAACAGCAGGCUCAACAACAACAGCAACAGGCCCAACAGCAGGCUCAGCAACAAAAAGCCACAGUAGAUGGUCAAAAGGGCCUACAACAGAAGGUGGUACAAAAAGUCACCACGACCACAAAUACCGUUCAAUCGGCCACCGCCAGUGUGGCACAACAACAACAGCAGCAACAACAGGCCCAACAGCAAUGUGUCCAAGUGAAUGCUCAAACGGCAGCCGGUAUGGCAGGCGGGGCAACACAAAUCAUAAGUCCGCUUCAGCAAGCCACGGGGGCACCACAAUCUCUGCAAAUAAAUCCGCAAUGGGUUCCCUUCUGGCCGAAUGGUCUCCAACAAUUGGCUCAAAAUCAAAUAAUUAUACGUGGCACACAACCGGAUGGGACACAGGGUGUGUUCAUACAACAGCCGACGGGUCCAACGCUGCAGGCUCAACAACAAAAUCAGAUAACCCUACAAUGUACCCAGACGCCCACAAAGCAACGUACCCAAUUGGAUCAAUUACAGGCGGCGGCAGUUAAACAACAACAGGUUGCUGCCGGUCAGGCUACAGCCGCUGCUGCUGCCCAGCUACAAGUCAAUCAGCAACAGCAGCAGCAACAACAGGUUGCCAAUGCCGCGGUGCAACAACAACAGCAACAGCAGGCUGUGGUGGCUGCCCACCUUCAACAACAAGCUGCUGCCGCUGUGGUCGCUGCAGCCAAUCAACGUGGUGCGGCACAAAUUAUGCCCCAGGCUGCCGGUGCACAAAUACGACCAGCCUCCUCCGUUUCCACACAGACGGCUCAAAAUCAAAGUUUGCUCAAACAGAAGAUGCGCACCAAACAGCAGGCGGUAAGGCCAGCAUUGCCGCAACUGAAGCAAGAACCCAAUACCGUGCAGCAAGUGCAACAGCAGCAGGUGGUUAAAGCCCAGGCAGCCACAGUGGCUGGUUUACAGCAACAGAUGACGGCUGCCGUGGCAGGGCAGCAGCAAGGUCAGCCCACAAUGCAUCAAGUGGUGACAUCGGGUGGAAAACAAAUGGUGGUUAUGAGUGCUGGUACACCAAUCACCAUACAAAAUGGCCAAACUCUACAGCAGGCAGUGGAUAAGCAACAGCAACAACAACAGCAGCAGCAACAAUUGCAAUUACAGCAAAUUCAAAAACAACAACAGCAGCAACAACAAGUCCUGUUGCAACAACAAUUGAUACAACAACAAAUUGCUCAAAUACAAUUGCAACAACAACAGCAACAGGCCGCAGCAGCCGUACAACAACAGCAGCAACAUCAGCAAUUGCAACAACAAGCCGUACAGGCGGCUCAACAGCAGCAACAACAGCAAGUAGGUCAAGCUCAACAACAACAGCAGCAACAACAACCGCAAAUCCAACUGCAAACUGUGGGUGGACAAACAUUCAUAACCACUCAGCAACAACAACAAUUGCAAAAUCAAAUUUUGCAACAACAACAACAGUUGCAGCAGCAGCAACAACGUGAUGGUCAGCAGCAGCAGGCCCAACAGGGACAAAAUAUCAUUCAUCAAAUCGUGGUGGCCCAGUCACCACAACAUCAACAACAAGCAGCCCAACAGCAGCAGCAACAACAACAGCAAUUGCAACAACAAAUCACAGUACCAUUUUCAGUGUCCUCAUCGACACCGGCCUCCAUUGCUAGCUCGGCAAGUGCCCUACAGCAGGUGACCUAUCACACCAAGACAUCUAAUUCACUGCCCACCACAUCUGUGGUGACAAUAUCGAAUCAAACCGGUCCCUUGGUGACAAGUACUGUGGGUUUGAAUCAAUCCCAAUUGCAACAACAGCAACAAUUGAUUGCCGCCACCAUUGCUGCGUCACAGCAACAACAUCAGCAGCAGCAACAACAGGCCCAAUUGCCUACCGUUAUGCCACCACCCUCUUCUCCUGCUCAAAAUCCAAUUUUGGCUAUGGCCUCCAUGAUGAAUGCUGCUGCUGGUGGCACUCUAAACACCAGCUCUACCACAUUGAAUAAUGUCACCAAUGCCACCACCGUUCCCAUGACAUCGCCUCUCACCAACAAUGUCACCAGUGUAUCUUCCCUGCCCACAACACCAUCCAAAAGUGCUUUGGAUCAAUUGAAAACCGUGUCCAGUGCACCCAGUACUCCAAGUACCACUGUGACGGCGGGUAAUUCGCAAAAUGCGAACGGUCAACAAAUGCUUUCAGCACCUUCGACACCAGUCGUUGUUAGUUCGGAUACUAGUGGUGGCAAAGAUACCCCAUCCAACAAAACAAACGAAUUAAAUCGUAUGGCUGAUAAUGCCACACCCACCGGGGUACUUAAUCAAACGGAUAGUAACACAAAUAAUAUGGGACAAACCACAACAACAUCAUCUCCAGCCGCCAUAACAGCUUCCAAUAAUAGUGGUAGCCAGGAAAAUUCUUCUUCCAUGCCACAGCCAAUGGAUACCUCGGAAAAUGCAAACAAUCAGCAAACACCUCAGCUGCCUCAACAGGAAGAUAAUGCCGAAAACAAACAACAGCAGUCCAACGAUGUACAAUCCACAACCCAAACAACAACUGAUAGCAACAAUCUGUCUUCACCCACAAAAACUUCAAGAUCGUCGAACAAUCAAACUCCCAGCUCUACGGAAAACAACUCCGUGGCUGGUGAUAAAACCAAUGUUGUUUCUACAUCACCGGAAGAUAACACAAAUUCGAAUACAUCAGCUGUUGCACCAACAACAACAAGUACAUGUAGUUCUUCUAGUACGUCCAUAACAACAACAUCGUCGUCCAAUAGUAGUUCAACCACAACAUCAACAACAUUUACAACCACCACUGCUGCUGCCACAGCUUCUGUCACUGCCACCACACCCACCACAAAAUCUUCAGGUGUGUCACCACCCAAAACCACACCGGGUGCCACAACGGCUAAAGUUGAAAAAGAUUUACCCAAGGCAAUGAUUAAACCUAACGUUUUGACUCAUGUCAUCGAUGGCUUUAUCAUUCAGGAAGCCAAUGAACCAUUCCCGGUGUCACGUAAACGUUAUACCGAUAAAGAUGAUAGUGAUGAAUUGCCACAGAAAAAACAAGCCCUCGAUGAUUCGACAAAUACUGGUAAUACAAACAACAACUCCCUUAACUCAACGAGUCCACUGCCACCGGAUAUGGUGGCUUGCGAACAAUGCGGUAAACCUGAGCAUAAAACUAAACUGAAAAAGAAGCGAUACUGUUCACCGACAUGCGCCCGACAGGCGAAAGCUUCGAUUGGUCAGGAGCAACACAAUCAAAAUCUGCAACAGCAAAACGAUAAUAACACAACUAAUGGCCUGGUGGGAGCAGGAAUGCCCGGAGCUGGCGGAAUGGCUCUCAAUAAUGUCAAUGAUACAUCAUCCGUUGUUACCAAUAACAAUGGCAUACCCAUGGAUAUUGGUGGUGGCCAUGCAUUGGCAACAUCUAUGAUCCCUGUUAAUGUUGGUAUGGUUGAUACGCCGCUGGUGGCGGCAAUGCCUAUGGUACCAGCUCCUACUCUUGCUCCGGCACCAAUUCAAAUGCCUAUGCCUGCACCACUGAUGAAUGAUGUGGCGGGGUCAGUUUCCUCGGCAGCCCAAAUUGCCGCCGCCAUACCCACUGCUGCUGCUGCCACAAUGAAUGCCAUGCCAUCAGUGGCGGCGGCUGCAGCUGCUGCAGUCCCGCCCACAAUUGAUCAACAGCCACAAAUGGCCAAUUGGACAGUGGCCGAUGUCUGUGAAUUUAUUAAAAAUCUUCCCGGCUGUACGGAUUAUGUGGAUGAUUUCGAACAACAGGAGAUUGAUGGCCAGGCUUUGUUGUUGCUCAAAGAAAAUCAUUUGGUCAAUGCUAUGGGUAUGAAAUUGGGACCGGCUCUCAAGAUUGUGGCUAAAGUGGAAUCCAUGAAGGAGGUAUCGGCUGCGGCCAUGAAUGCAGCAAACAAUGCUGCGGCGGCGGCAGCUGCUGCUGCUAACAACAUGGAUAUGCAGUAG